ACACGAGCCGAGCCUCAAAGCUUAGGCCGAACUCCAUGGACCCGGCUUGACCCCGACUCUCAUAUUAAUUGAGCUCCAGGGAAAAGAAGGAAAAGGAAAGAGGGGAAGCGGAGCUCCCGGUCAUGGCGAAUUCCGACCCUGAUAAGCUUAUGAUCAAAGCCGAUAAACUAACAAAACUCAGUUUUACCAGAUGGAGUGCAGAUUGGAGGACUGCAACCUCAUUGUAUGAGCAAGCUGCUAUUGGCUACAGGUUCAGGAAAGACAAUGAGAAAGCAAAAGAAGCAUUUGAGAAGGCUUCCAAAGGACAAGAAAUGAUUUCAUCGCCUUGGGAUGCUGCCAAGCAUAUGGAGUCUGCUGCUGCUCUAGCAAAGGAACUUGGUCGUUGGAAUGAAGUUUCUGAUCAUUACAGAAGGGCGUCUGAAUUAUAUAUUGAAUGUGGAAGAUCACAGCCUGCUUCAGACGGUCUUGCAAAGGCUGCUAGGGCUUUGGAAGAUGUGGCACCUGAUGAAGCUGUUCGGUUGUAUACUGAUGCUUGUGUAGUCUUGGAAGAGGAUGGAAAGGAGCAAAUGGCUUUUGAUUUAUAUCGUGCUGCCACAAGUAUUCAUGUUAAACUUGAAAGGUAUACCGAUGCUGCAACAUUUCUCUUAAAAUGGGGUGUAGCUGCUGAUAAGUGCAAUGCCAUCAACAGUCAGUGCAAGGUGCUACUUGUGCGAUAUAACUCCAGGGACUACAUUCAUUUGCAAGAAUGCAGUUAUAAAUAGUUACUUUUGACAAAC
This is a messenger RNA of Phoenix dactylifera (date palm), 776 nucleotides long. Lineage: Eukaryota; Viridiplantae; Streptophyta; Magnoliopsida; Arecales; Arecaceae. The record is from RefSeq and is a predicted model, not a curated record.